CAACACGGUUCCAGAAUUGAUACGAAUUUUGUUGAAAUAAAUGAAACAACAGAGUUGAGUUAUUUUAUUUUAUUUGUCUCUUUUCAAUCAAAUCUACCAAAAAGUCAUCACCUAACUAAAUGCCACUCCAAGAAACUAACCCUGCACACAAAAAAAUAUUACGGUAAAGACAAAAGUAACUUAUUUUUGAUUUAAAAAGUUGCUAAAAUUUGUUUGAGGGAAUGUUUUUUUUUUUGUGUUAAAAAUGAAAUCUUUUACUGGUAAAGUUUUUAUAAAUCUCCUUACUAACUGAUUUAAAAGUCUUAACUUUUAAUACGACUAUAAAAUUUAUUUCAUUUUGACGUCUCGUGUAACCGAGUACGCCUAAGUUCCAAAUGUAAACAAACACUUUGGUGGGUCCGGUGCACCGCGGUGGUGCUGGUGAGUCUAGGACGCAAAGUAAAGCCGACGCGGAAAUUUUUUUGAGCCAAACAGCAGCAGCGGAAUGCCUUCGAAGGAGGGUGGUGCGGGUGCGGGACGAGGUCUAUUGCUCGAAAAGGACAAGGCCAGCUUCCUGCAGGAACUGUAGCUGUUCCAGGACCGGAAUAUGAUGGGAGGUAGGAAUGUGGAUUCGAACCGGUUGUAUUCGGUGGUGGUGGCCCGGGAUUGGUGGUUGAAGGUCAUGUCUCGCGAGGACUGGGGCGAGAUUGUCGAGGAGAUGGCACUGCCGAAGCGUUACAUGAACAACGAGUUUGCGUGGAAGGAGAUUAACGUUUGGUUUUUGGACAAGUACGAGAAAGUUAAUUUUCACGGUGAGGAGAAGGAUCCGACGAAGAGGAGGACGAUGAGAAGCGGCAUAAUCGGAGGUGGUCAGCGCAGAUAUUACACUCGGUGCCGGCGUUUUACAACACCGGUGAGUAUUGAGAAUGUGUGCAGUGAUUAGCCAACUUCACUUACUUCCAUCUCUUCUAGCAACUUUCUGCCCACAAAC
Molecule: messenger RNA, 970 nt
Organism: Culex pipiens pallens (northern house mosquito)
Lineage: Eukaryota; Metazoa; Arthropoda; Insecta; Diptera; Culicidae
Product: AT-rich interactive domain-containing protein 2-like
Exons: 2
Coding region: 587-922 (111 amino acids)
Cellular component (GO): SWI/SNF superfamily-type complex
Molecular function (GO): DNA binding
Source: RefSeq, a predicted model, not a curated record